CAGCACAAGUAGAUUUAUUAUUAUAAAUAUGUAGAGAGAUAGUGGUAUUCAUAGUUCAUUGAGAUCUAAGAUCGGUUGAAUACCUUCUUCUAUUUUCUUUAAAAGACCUUGCGCAUCUUUUUCUAAGGUCAAAACUAGAAGAAGAAGAAACUCAAUUUUCUCCACAGAGGAAAUAAAAUCCAUGGCUUCUUUGCGAUUCUCAGUCACCUUCCACACCUUCCUCUUCUUCUCUCUGUGGGUCGUGGAGGCACACACGUCAAGAAAGCUGAUAUCAACCAAGGAACAAGAAGUUCAGAACAAUAGCCAUUUGCUGAAAGAUGGUGAAUUCGAGGAUCCUACACUGUACAUGUUUUUCAAAAUCAAUGAUCUUAAAAAAGGAACCAAAUUGCCCAUUUACUUCAACAAAAACGAUCUUAGAAAAGUUCCUCCACUUCUCACAAGACAAGAAGCUGAUCUCAUUCCUUUCACUAAGUCUAAGCUUGACUUCCUUCUGAAUCACUUCUCUAUCUCAAAAGACUCCCCUCAAGCUAAAGCCAUGAAGGAGACUCUGGUACGUUGUAACUACAAGGCCAUCGAAGGAGAGUACAAGUUUUGUGGGACAUCUUUGGAGUCAAUGCUUGAUCUCGCCAAGAAAACAAUAGCGUCUAAUGCAGAUCUCAAGGUCAUGACAACAAAAGUAAUGGUACCUUCCCAACACACAAUAAACUAUGCUUUGCAUAACUAUACGUUCGCCGAGGCUCCGAAGGAGCUUGUUGGGAUAAAGAUGUUGGGGUGUCAUAGAAUGCCAUACCCUUAUGUCGUUUACUAUUGCCAUGGUCAUAAAAGUGGAACCAAAGUCUUUGAGGUUAACUUGGUGACAGAUGAUGGGAAAUAUCGGGUUGUGGGACCUGCUGUUUGCCACAUGAACACGUCUAUGUGGAACGUUGAUCAUGAAGCUUUUAAGGUGUUGAAAAUAGAGCCAAGGUCCGCACCAGUUUGCCACUUCUUCCCUCUUGAUAACAUUGUGUGGGUAGCAAAGUAGGAAAAUAAACUUAGUUCCAUGUGAUGUGAGUAUAUGUGUCUUCGAAUAACUAUGGCUUGAAAGUAAAAAAAAAAAAAAAGAAAAGGACAAUCUGUUGGUUUUGGUAUUGGCACUUGUGUGACUUGCAGCUUCUAACGUGAAAAUACAACUAAGAUUAAUGUAACAUAUUUUUUUUUGGAAUAUAUGUAAACUUUACUCA
Molecule: messenger RNA, 1220 nt
Organism: Brassica napus (rape)
Lineage: Eukaryota; Viridiplantae; Streptophyta; Magnoliopsida; Brassicales; Brassicaceae
Product: BURP domain-containing protein BNM2A-like
Exons: 2
Coding region: 182-1021 (279 amino acids)
Source: RefSeq, a predicted model, not a curated record